UUUGAGGGUUUAUUUAGGGCUUUUCUUCUCCCCUCGAAUUCAUCACUCAAAAAUCAAAUAAAAACCCUUUUAUUUAUUGAUAAUCUAACAAACAAUGCCUCCUUGAUUGGUCGUUGGUUUUUCUUGUAAAACCAUGACUGCUGAUGUUUCAGUAAAGAAGGAAGCCACAGUGAGUAAUCCAUGCUGCAAUGUGUGGAAGGAGAAGUGUAGGAAGUUGGAAGAGGGAAGGAAGAGUUUGAGGCAAGCAGUUAAGCUUUUGACAGAACAAGCCGAUAAACUUCAGGCUAAGAAUGUUAGUCUCAAGAAGGCAUGUGAGGAAGAGAGAGUGAAGGUGGAGGCUGAGAAAGGGGGGAAAGAGAAAGAAGCAGCUUUGAGAGUUAUGUUGGACAAUGAGAUUUUUGCUCUUAAGUCUGAAAUAUCCACCUUACAGCAGAAGGGAAGUGCAAAUUCAGAAGAUGAAAAUGGAGAGGUUAAGCUGCUUCAAGAUCAGGUUUUUGAAGGAGAGAAGGAAAUCAGCAGGCUCAAGGAGCUUCUUGAGGGAGAGAAAAUAAGAGCAGAUUCUGAAAAGGAGAAUGCUGAGGUGGAGAAGAAGAGUGCUGCUGAUGCAUUGAAACAUGUCAAAGCUGAGGAAGAGGGGAAAGAGAAAGAAGAGGCUUUGAGAUUUUCGUUGGAAAAUGAGAUUUCUGCCCUUAAGUCUGAAAUAUCCACCUUACAGUGGAAGGGAAGUGCAGUUGCAGAAGAAAAAAAUUGGGAGGUUAAGCUUCUUCAAGAUCAAGUUUCUAAAGGGGAGAAGGAAAUCAGUAGGCUCAAGGAGCUUCUUGAGAUUGCGAAAACAAGGGUGGAUUCUGAAAAGAAGAAUGCUGAGGUGGAGAAGAAAAGUGCCUCUGAAGCAUGGAAACAUGUGAAAGCUGAAAAAGCUAAGGCUGAUGAAGAGAGGAAGCAUGCUAGUAGUGAGGGGCUGAAGGUUGAGGAAUAUCAGCUUCAGUUGGAGGCGUUGAAGAAAGAAGCCGGAUUAGCAAAAUCAAAGUUGGCUUCUGAAACUUUGAAGUAUGAAGAGGCAAACAAGAAGUUCGAAACAGAAAAACUCAAGGUGACCAAAGAGAGAAAGCGUGCUGAUUCAGAGAUGGCGAAAGCAGAGGUGAAGAAAAAGCUUGCAGAAGCAAACAGGAAGAAGCUUGCUGAAGAAAAAUCUCACACUGAAAAUCUUUCCAAGCAGUUGGAAGAUGUGAGACAAAGAAUUGAGGAACUACAGAAGGCUGAGGAAUAUCAGCUUCAGUUAGAGUCUUUAAAAAAAGAAGCUGCUGAAUCAAAAUCAAAGUUGGCUUCCGAGACUCUGAAGCUUGAAGAUGCGAACAAAAAGUUAGAAGCAGAAAAAGCUAAGGUGAUGGAAGAGAGAAAACGUGCUGAUUCAGAGAUGGCUAAAGCAAAGGAGCAGAAGAAACUUGCUGAAACAAAUGGAAUGAAGGUCGUAGAGGAAAAGUCUCAUGCUGAUAAUCUUUCUCGGCAGUUGGAAGAUGCUAGAAUAAAGAUUGAGGAGCUGGAGAAGGGGAUAAAUAGAUUCAUGCUCACCAAAAAUAUGGGUGGGGCUUUUGAUGAUCAACAUGAAAUUUUGAAUGGUGAAGCUGCCACAAUUAGGUUUAGGGAUUUAUUGGAAAAUUUGAAGAACAAUUCAGAUCAAUCAAAGCUGGUUUUGGAGUUCUUAAAUUCCGAGAAGGCUAACAAAAGGUUAGAUAUUGAGAAGGCAAAAGCUAUUGCUGAGAAAAAACGUGCAGAUUUGGAGAUGCUGAAAGCAGAAAAGCUUAAAAAGCUUGCAGAAAUGAAUAGGAAGGUGGCAGCAGAAGAAAAAUCUCGUGCUGAUCAGUUGUCUCAACAGCUAGAAGAAUAUAAAAUAAAAAUUGAAGGAUGGCAGAAGCAGAUACAGGAACUCCUGUCCUCCAAAAAAAUGGUCGUGGCUUCUUCAGGUUUACCUGACAAAGUUCUGAAUGUGGAGAAGACAAAACUGAAGCUCUUGGAAAAACAAGUGAAGCUUGAAAAGAGGCGAUUAAAGCAUGCCAAAGAAGGGGCUAAGAUGGAAAUAAACCGUAAUGGUAUUCUACAGCAAGAACUAGCUUGCUUGAAACUUCAUUUUGGUCAAAUGCUGUUUCGCCUGGAUGUACUGGAUAAAUAUUUCUCAUGUAGCAAUGGGGGUACAGAGAAAAUGGAAAAGGUUGGGAACCUCGGAACCAUGCAAAGGUCAAAGUUGAAGAGAAAACUGUGUGCAGAAGAACCAUUUCAGACGCAUCCUAAUAAUGAAAGUGAACUUCUGAAGCCUAGCUGUUUGGCUAUGACCAUCUCUGAACCUCUCACGCAGACACUUAACUGCACAGCUCCAUUGGUUUCACCAUCUGGUGGGAACUAUACUGCAUCCAUCUCAGGUAUUGAUUCUAAAUUGGAGUCUCUGCUUGGAGGCUCUAACCGAAAAUUGUUACAGACUUCUGCAAUAAAUUCCAGUUCGGCAUCUUUUUCUGAUGGUCAGUUGGUCGGCUCACAGGAAAGGGGUGCGCUUGUUCCCACAUCAAAGAACUUGGUAGAAGAGAACUUUAAUGCUCAAACAACAAUUUCCAGCAUGUCUGGCGAUGUCACUAAAGUACAGCAUGAUGAAAAUCUUGCUGUGGUAGCGGAAAAUAGUGUUAGAAGUCCUCUUAGCAUUGACAUCAUUGGAAGAGUUAAUGGACACAGUAAGAAGAGGAGGAUCCUUGAUGCAGUUGAAUCUGUUGAACUUUUGUGUUCAGAGGGUAAGAAGCUGCACCUGCAGAUGGAAGAGAAACUCUCUGCCUUGCAUGGUAUGUUUAACAAACAAAUUAAAAAAUCACACGAAGAUGCCAUUGUGGAACCUAAUAUGCCAGGUGGUUCAUAUGCUAAGCAUGAGAGGACUCAUAAAACAAGAAAGGUAUCUUAUGAAGAGAAUGUAAUUAUCCACUGUUUUUCUGGCAUAAAUCAGCUAGAGAAGACCAAAAAAAUUGGGAAAGAAGUCCUCGAAGAUGCAAAUGCCUGCGGAUAUACCUCCAAUCCUGCCAAUCUUAUAAUGGGAGCUUCAAAAGCAUGCUGGGAAGGUUUGAGUGAUUCUUUUGAAAGUAGCCCCGGAGAUAUGGUAAGUUUUGAGGAAGUAGCCAAUGGGGAUUUCAUGAAAUUGCUGGACUUGGAUAACUCUGCAGAUGAGGAAUGUUACAGGAGAGCAAUGGAAAUGCCUAUGUCCCCAACUCUUCCUGAGAUAGGGUCUUCAGGUGCCGAAAUAUCUGCUAAUAAACCCUUACUUGUUGAAAGCUUCCUUGGAUGUUUACCAAAUGGAAAGGAGUCUUUAGUGCCUUCUUUUAGAUCAGAUGCCAUUGAUGUAGAAAUUAGUUCCAAUCAACUGAAAGACAGAUCCUUUGGAACUUCCCGUGCUGAUUUACUGCAUGAAAAUGAAGGCCCUGCAGAUUCCUUUGAUAUUCUAGGCAAUAGAAGUGGCACUUGUAACAGCAUGGAUUCUGGAAAAGUUUCUGAUGGUUGGACCAGGGAUCCUGGAUCUGAUUUGGACACUGAGAUGCUGAACAUACCUAGUUCUAGAUAUGAGGGCCUGAAGUUUCCAAUUGAAGGUGAACUUGGUUCUAUACAUGACAAUAUUCCUAAAUACUGUGUGAUGUUUUCGGAUAUAAAUGACACUAUAAGCAUGUCUAGAGUAUUUUUUGCGACUCAAACUUGUUUGGCUCGCUGUUCUUUGGACAUUCAAGCAGAUUGUAUGGUUCAAAAGAUCUUGCGUGCUCUUAAAAUGGAAGGGAAAAUUUUACCCAAGGAGAAGGCUUGCACAUUUUUCACUUUACUGCUGCUGAAUUUCUCUGCUAGCAAUUGGGGGAAAUUUCGAAGCUUUUCGGAUCCGGAUUUUCUCCUCGGCUUAGAUUCUUUUGCCAGAGACAUAAAUGCAGUUGUUUCUGAUGUUGAGGCAAGAAACUUGUUUGCAGAAGUAUGUUGUUUGGAUGAGCUGCUUGGCCUCAUUGAAGAAUUCCUCCUAGAUGGGAAAUUGAUGGUAUAUGCAGAUCUAUCUUCUGAACCAUUGAGUGGAUGUGAUUUGAUGAUAGACAUCCUUCUGGAUGGUGUAAAUAUAAAAUUUGCCUCCAAAUCAGCUUCAUCCAAUCUUUUGGUGGCAGGGAGUAUCAUACUAGCAUCAAUAUGUGCAGCAAUUGACCACAUUGGAUUUCUUUGUCAGGCUUCAUACAGUCUGUUGCGGAUGCACAGAUGUGAUACUGUUUUUGCACUUACUAUUCUUCACAUUUUUGCUUACCUGGCUGGAGAGAAGUUUUUAUCCCCGAGGAAGCACAGUUUGACAAUGACUGUGUUGAAAUCAGUGAUCAUGUUUCUUGAAGGAGGAGAUUCAUCAGUUGCUUCAGCAGCUUCCAGUCUUACCAUGUGUAAGGGCGGAAUGUUCCAUCCAUGUGCUAAAUGUCCCUUUUCAACUGAUGUUGUCUCCAUAGAUAUUGUUACGUCAAUGCUUUUGGAAAAGCUUCAAAAUUGUGCUGUUUCUGGAAUCAUGCAUCAUCUGAUGGAAUCACCCAGCUUAUCAAACUCCAAUGUACUAUGCUGUAAGGAUAUAGCUAAACAGAGUUUAAGUCAUGAAGUGAUUACUUCUGUCCUUGAUUUGAAUUGUGAUGCAUCCUGUAGUUUAAACAAGUGUGUGAUACCUGCCCAAUCAAAUUCUAUCAUGAAUGGGAUCUUGUGUGACCUGAGUGAUCUUCUAUCGUUGGUCGAGCUGCUUGCUUUCAAUAUGAGCUGGGAGUGGACCUGUGGAAAAAUUAUAACUGAGCUGUUGGAAAUGCUAGAAAGAACAAAGUUAGACAGCUUUGCUGUUGCUGUGGUUACUCUCCUCGGUCAACUUGGAAGGCUUGGAGUUGCUGCUUGUGGCUAUGAAGAUAAAGGAGUAGAGAACUUGAGAUAUAAAUUAUCUGGCUUUCUUUCAUGUGAUGCUACCAUCCAAAUGGCUCUUCCUGUUCAAAUUGCCCUGGCCACUUCUUUGCUAGCGCUACUUUCUCUAGAAUUUGAAAAGGUUAUCCAGAGCAAUUGUAACCUUCCAGCAAUUGCAUGUCAAUCCGUUUCCAUUGAUCAUAUAAGAAGCUGGUUUUAUUCACUGACCAAGGAGCGGCAAGUAUUGUCACGCAGCCUCUUACAAUCUUGUGAUGUCCUAUGAAUUGAGGCAAUUGCAUGGUUGCAAUAAGAACAUAUUACCAUCUGCAACAUUGCCCAUUCAGUUCGAAGUAGAAGUUUCUCAGUAGUGAGAGGUUAUCAACUUGUCAUACGGGUUAAAGUGAGAGUAGAAAUUUUGACGGGGUUCACAUUUAAUAGGUUUUCCAUUCUGAGAUGGAGUUCUCCAUACAAAAAGUCUUUUCUUUCCUUUUCUUUUGAGUUCUGAGCAGGUAGAAAAAAAACAACACAAAUUUUGAGACGUAGCUUGUGUGAAGGCCUUUCUGUAUGAGUUCUCUCCCUCGCUAUUAAAUUUGUAAAUUUUUUGAA
Messenger RNA from Populus trichocarpa (black cottonwood), 5520 nucleotides. RefSeq lists its product as uncharacterized. The record is from RefSeq and is a predicted model, not a curated record. NCBI's taxonomy places the organism in Eukaryota, Viridiplantae, Streptophyta, Magnoliopsida, Malpighiales, Salicaceae. The transcript has 8 exons. The coding region runs from base 134 to 5197 and encodes 1687 amino acids.